GGAGGAGUCCUGGCUGUUUCAGCACUGCUCACCCAAGGGAGACAGCACAGAGAGAUAGCCAAUGCUGCUCAAAAAACAACUCUGAGAGUGUCCUAAUCACUAGUGCCUUCCUUUACACCCCACGCUUCAGUUUCUCAUUUACUACCUGAUCUACCUACCUACUCGAGCCAAGCAGGCCACUUCUUGUGUUGUUGAAGGUCUCAGGAUCUGUACAUCGCAGCAGAAAUAUCCAAGGAGGCUCACAAACAACUUGAAAGAUGGUGAAAGAAUAUAAGAGAAUUGUUCUGCUGAAAGGACUUGAAUGUAUCAAUAAGCAUCAUUUUAGCUUAUUUAAGUCAUUGCUGGCCAGAGAUUUAAGUCUGGAAAGAGACAACCAAGAGAAAUACUCCACAAUUCAGAUUGCUAACAUGAUGGAAGAGAAAUUCAAACCCGAUGCUGGAUUGGGUGAACUGAUCGAGUUUUGUGAAAAAGUACCAGCUCUUAGAAAACGUGCUGAAAUUCUUAAAAAAGAGAGAUCAGAAGUAACAGGAGAAACAUCACUGGAAAAAAAUGGUCAAGAAGCAGGUCCUGCAACACCUACAUCAACUACAAGCCACAUGCUAACAUCUGAAAGAGGAGAGACUUCCGCAACCCAGGAAGAGACUUCCACAGCUCAGGGGGAGACUUCCACAGCUCAGGCGGGGACUUCCACAGCUCAGGCGGGGACUUCCACAGCUCAGGCGGGGACUUCUACAGCCCAGAAAAGGAAAGGUAUGAGUGAAGAAAAGACUGAUGUGAAAAAGACCAAAGCAUCUGGGAAAGCAGAUCAGCCUCCCUGUUGUGAAGGACCCACAGCCACAAGCCAGUCACCAAUAUCCCAGGUCUCAUUUUCAGCUUCAUCUAUAAUUUCUUUGGCUCAGACAAAGAGAAAACAAAUCACAAAAAGUGAAGGUGAAAAGAAAAAGAAGCUCACCCAGGAGCAGGCUCAGCUUUCAGAACCUUUAGGAACCGAUAGAAAAAAAGAUGAAGAUUGUCUCCAGACUCCUCUUAUGGCACCACCAACACCACCCAGCAGUUCCUCAAACAAGAAACAGAAAAACACAACCAUCCCAAAACAUGGUAUCAUAAAGACAAGGGGUCCUCAGGAAAUUCAUCAACUUGUAGAAUUUUCAUCAUCCAGCAACUUCCCAGCUGUAAGUGAACUCCCGACCUUUGAAGGACUUUCAGCAAUUCCUUCUAGCAGACUUCAGUCUUCUCAGAAGCCUCUAGAAGCUCACUUGGAUUUAAAGAUGUCUCCAAGCUCUUCAAGAUCACCUUGCCAUAAUCUUUCAGUGUCUCUAACGUCAGACUCAAAUGUUCAUCUGAACUCUAAUGCACAUUCCAUCCAGUCCAGUGGUGCCCAGGUUCCUUAUGUACCAUCAGCAACAGGAUUCAGUAAUGUCAGGGUUCCUCUUAUGCCUUCAAAAACAGUGUCCUGCUCUUCCAUUGCUCCUCACAUGUCUUUAAUAAAGGUACCCAGCAGUAUCCAGGACCUUCACCUUCCUACACAAGAAGCAUUCAGUAGCACAGAGGAUCCUCACAAUCAAGCAAUAGCAUCCAAAAAUCUCCAAACUACUAAAAUGCCUCCAACAACACUGACAAGCAAAGCCCAGCUCCUAAAGAUGCCUUCUUCAGCAACAUCAUCCAGCAGUGUUCAGGUUUCUCAUACUCUAGCAACUGUGUCCAGAAGCACCUCUGUCAAACAGAUACUUCAAACAACAAGAUCCAGUAGCAUUCAGAUUCUUAACUCUGCUACAGUAAAAGCAUCCAAGAAUGUCCAGGCCUCUCAAGUAUCUUUACCAACAGAACCCAAUUAUUUCCAGGCUUCUGUGGCACCUCCAUCAGCAACACCCAGCAGUUCUACAUCUCUUCUGGUACCUUUGUCAAAAGCCACAAGCAGAGCCCAGAGUACUCAAAUUCAUCCAGAAAGAGAAUCCAUUUGUGUCCAGGCUCAUCGUGCUCCUUCAUCAACAGUGUCCAGAAAUAAGUGCACCACUCAGUUGACACAAGGGGCAGCAUCCGGUACUGGGAAGGCCUUUUCCCUCCCUGAAGUAAAAGCAUCCAUGAAAGUCCAAGCACCUCAGGUGUCUUCCCCAACAGCAUCCAUGAGUAUCCUGAAUCCAAAUGCAACCCCCCCAACAACAUCCAGCAAUCUCCUGGCUCCACAUGCAACUUCAUCAACAACAUAUAGCAUCCUCCUGGCUCCAUAUGCAACUCUAUCAACAGCAUCUAGCAACCUCCUGGCUCCACAAGCAACUGUAUCAACAGCAUCUAGCAACCUCCUGGCUCCACAUGCAACUCUAUCAACAACAUCUAGCAACCUCCUGGCUCCACAUGCAACUCUAUCAACAACAUCUAGCAACCUCCUGGCUCCACAUGCAACUUCAUCAACAGCAUCUAGCAACCUCCUGGCUCCACAAGCAACUCUAUCAACACCAUCCAAUAGUCUCCUGGCUCCACAUGCAACUCUAUCAACAACAUCUAGCAACCUCCUGGCUCCACAUGCAACUUCAUCAACAGCAUCUAGCAACCUCCUGGCUCCACAUGCAACUUCAUCAACAGCAUCUAGCAACCUCCUGGCUCCACAUGCAACUCUACCAACAGCAUCCAGCAAUCUUCUGGCUCCACAGUUGUGUCCAGUAACAGCAUCUAGGGCUCUCAGUGCUAUUCCAGUGCCUUCAGCAACAGUACACAGCAGUCCAUCCUGGACACCAAGGAGAGGAACUGUACCAAAGGAGCCUUCUAGGGAAGAAGGUCACCAUCAAGGUCCCAAACAAGUGAUGGUGCUGAAAGUAACAGAACCAUUUACAUAUGACCUGGAAGAAGAUAAAAGGAUGUUUCAUGCUACAGUGGCUACUGAAACUGAGUUCUUCAGAGUGAAGGUUUUUGACACAGCUCUAAUAAGCAAGUUCAUCCCAAGAAAUAUCAUUGCCAUAUCAGAUUAUUUUGGGUGCAAUGGAUUUUUGGAGAUAUACAGAGCUUCCUGUGUCUCUGAUGUGAACGUUAACCCAACAAUGGUCAUCUCAAAUACACUGAGACAAAGAGCUAAUGCAACUCCUAAAAUUUCUUAUCUUUUCUCACAAGCAAAGGGGACAUUUGUGAGUGGAGAGUACUUAGUAAUUAAGAAAACUGAGAGGAAUAAAGCCAUUUACUAUGGAGUUAAAGAUAAUACAGGGAAAAUGGAAGUGAUGGUUUAUGGACGACUCACCAAUAUCACGUGUGAACCAGGCAAUAAACUUAGACUUGUCUGCUUUGAAUUGAAUCUCAUUGAAGAUGGGUUGCAGCUGAAGUCUGUAAGGCACAGUUACAUGCAGGUCAUCAAUGCUAGAAGGUGAAGGAAAGCCACUCAACCCAGACUCAGUCAGGGGAACCUCUCUGGAACCAUACUUCUGAAAACCUGGAUGCCAAUGACAUUUUUUGUGGAGAUAAGAUUCAAGUACAGAAAAUAAAAGUGCAUAGGCCUGUUGAAAUACCAGCUCUACUAAAAGCAGCUCUUAAUUCUAAGAAAUGGGGCUUUCUUAUAUGCUUUACACAUUUUCUAUUAUCAAAGUUUUAUAUGUUGUCUCUAUAACUUCUGUGAUUGUUUAAUUUGUAAUUUUUAUACCUAAAACUUAAAAUAAAUUCACACAAUUUCUGUAAA
Messenger RNA from Mus musculus (house mouse), 3658 nucleotides. RefSeq names its product interferon activated gene 207 (gene Ifi207). Bases 258 to 3353 code for a protein of 1031 amino acids. Gene Ontology annotation, cellular component: nucleus. The transcript is spliced from 9 exons. NCBI's taxonomy places the organism in Eukaryota, Metazoa, Chordata, Mammalia, Rodentia, Muridae. Gene Ontology annotation, biological process: activation of innate immune response; cellular response to interferon-beta. The record is from RefSeq and is a predicted model, not a curated record.